UCAUCAACCCUUUUUCCUCACGUUUUCGUAGUGAACGACAGCAGCGAAACUUGAAUCAAAAUGGGUAGCGUUCGUACAAAGACCAUCAAGAAGGUCUCUAAGGUCAUCUUUGAAAAGUACUACAUCCGGCUGACGAUGGAUUCCCACACAAACAAGCGCAUCGUCGAGGAAGUGGCGAUCAUUCUUACUAAUCCCCUGCGCAACAAGACCGCUGGUUUCGUGACACACCUGAUGAAGCGUCUGCGCCACUCGCAGGUCCGUGGUAUCUCCAUCAAGCUGCAGGAGGAGGAAUGUGAGCGCAGAUAUAACUACGUACCGGAGGUGUCCGCUCUGGAGCAGGACAUCAUCGAAGUGGAUCUGAAGACCAAGGAGAUGUUGAAGCAGCUGGACUUCAACAACAUCGUUGUCCAGAUGACCAACCCGUCGGCGCAGGGCUACAGCCGUCGCAACUAAGUCUGCUGCAAGUAAAGAUCGUUGGGAUGUUCUAGAAUUUCCCACAUCCGCGUGAGAGAAAAAAGAACAGUUACUCAUUUUUUUCGUUUCCUAAUUUGAGAAAUACUUGCAUGGACCAAUCAAGUUUCGUCUAUUUGUUUGUUUCAAUGGAGCCAAUUUCAAUAAACUAAAAGAUCCAUCAUAUUCUGAAUUUGGCAUAUUGGCUUUAAUGAAAGUAAUCUACACUCUAUACAAGAUGUAUUUUAGUUUGUUACGUUUUUCUCAAAAACUCAGUCACUUGAUUAUUUUGACAACUCCAUCAGUGAUCAUUCUAUCACUAUCGGAGUGUAGUCUAUUAGGAUCUCUGCUUUCUCUAUCAGAGUAAGAUUUCUGUGGUACUCCGCCUUCUCUAUCGG
Messenger RNA from Aedes albopictus (Asian tiger mosquito), 848 nucleotides. Its product is annotated as small ribosomal subunit protein eS17-like. Gene Ontology annotation, biological process: translation. Gene Ontology annotation, cellular component: ribosome. The record is from RefSeq and is a predicted model, not a curated record. Lineage: Eukaryota; Metazoa; Arthropoda; Insecta; Diptera; Culicidae. Gene Ontology annotation, molecular function: structural constituent of ribosome. The coding region runs from base 61 to 453 and encodes 130 amino acids. The transcript has a single exon.